Messenger RNA from Spirodela intermedia, 838 nucleotides. Lineage: Eukaryota; Viridiplantae; Streptophyta; Magnoliopsida; Alismatales; Araceae. The record is from the annotation of a GenBank genome assembly.
AUGCACUUGUGGCCGUCGACGGUACUCCGAGACUCUUUCAAAUUGGCCCACCUGCGCCAACUCGAUUGGAACCUCCGCCGCAUGAGUUUCGAAGAAAGCCGGGGAACAGCGGCCCACGGCGCCGACGAGGGCGGCGUUCCUCUCCUAUCCAAAGAGGACUCCGAUCGCCAGCCUUCCCAGCUCGUGGGGCUAUGCCGGGGAAUCCUCUUUCUCUUCGUCUACUGCUGCAGCUGCAGCUGCAGCUGCUGCGGAGGUCAGCUGCUCUUCCAAGUUCUUUUCUCCGCAAUAUUUCUCCCUCCAGCACCAUCCGUGAUCACAAGAAGAAAAAUAGAACCAUUCCCCUUAACCAUAAUAGUUGAUGCUUUCCGAUUGGUUAUUUCCGCGCAUCUCGAGAGGGGAAGGCUCUCUUCUCUGAGUUAUUUCCGCGCAUCUCUGCCUUGUUUUGGUCUCCCCCCUAAGCCAACACCCGGCCGCAUAAAAAGGCAGCAAAACCUCCGAUUUCGAGGGAUCAUAUUUAUAUUUUUUAAAAAAUAAUAUUUUCAGCCCGUAAAUCACUUCCGCACCCAGCCUCUCUGAGAAGGUAUAGCAUCACCGGGCGAGAUCCCGGUCGUCAGUCCUUGGACGCUGCUCUGCGUGGCCAAUCCUCCGAUUUCGAGGAUCAGUUCUCGAGCAUUCGAGGAUCGCUUCAGUUUGAGCCUUGAUCCGUUCUCCCCUCGUUUGUUUGGUCCUGAAACUGCUGACUUCUUCCCGCAAUAAUCUCCGUGUAGUGGGUCAUACGUAUGGCAUUCAAUCUCUCGGUCCAUUGAUUUCAGCAUGUGCCGACGACGACGAUAGGUGA